Alternaria atra is the source of this 1029-nucleotide messenger RNA. RefSeq lists its product as uncharacterized. Gene Ontology annotation, cellular component: cytoplasm. NCBI's taxonomy places the organism in Eukaryota, Fungi, Ascomycota, Dothideomycetes, Pleosporales, Pleosporaceae. The transcript has 2 exons. Gene Ontology annotation, biological process: NADPH regeneration. The record is from RefSeq and is a predicted model, not a curated record. The coding region runs from base 1 to 1029 and encodes 342 amino acids. Gene Ontology annotation, molecular function: oxidoreductase activity; nucleotide binding.
AUGUCUAUUGGUAUAGCUAUCAUCGGCAGCGGUAUCUUCGCCAAAGAAGAACACUUACCCGCUAUUCAAGACACACCGUCAUUGAGCUUGAAAGCGGUUUACUCGCGGUCACUCAAAUCGGCAAAAGCUUUAUCGGAGAAGCUGUCCGACGUGGAGCUCUACAGCGACGACCAAGAUGGCAAAACAUUCGAAGACUUACUGAAGAGGGAUGAUGUAAAGGGUGUGGUCAUCGCACUACCAAUCCUAGCUCAACCAGACUACAUCAAGAAAGCCCUCGCAGCCGGCAAACAUGUGUUGGCCGAGAAGCCUAUCGCGAAAGACCUAGCCACCGCCCAAGAGUUACUCUCAUGGACCCAGGAUUCAUCCAAUACCUCUGCGACCUACACUGUAGCAGAGAACUUCCGCUUUAUAGACUCCUAUGUCUGGGGUUCAGAGCAGAUCGCUUCUUUGGGCCGCAUUCUUACCUUCCGCGUACGUGUUGCUGCUAUGGUCCAGGCAGGCAGCAAGUACUACGAGACAGAAUGGCGUAAGAAGCCUGACUACCAAGGCGGCUUCGUGCUUGACGGUGGUGUGCAUUUUGUGGCUGCGACCCGUCUUUUACUACAAGGCGGUGGCCAGAAAAUCAAGAGAGUCAGCGCGUUCACUGCACAGCUCCAGGAGCAUCUCCCCCCACUUGACACUGUCAAUGCUACAAUGCAGCUCGACAAUGGUUCGUCUGGUACCCUCUCGAUCAGCUUCGGCACAACCGACACAGGGUCUGAGUACCUCAUUGCAUGCGAAAAGGGCUCAGUACACUGUGCUCGUGGCAAGGUUACCAUCACCAAAGACGGAAAGGAUCCAGAGACGAAAGAGUUCCCAGAUGAGGGCAAUGGAGUGAACCAGGAAAUCAAGGCCUGGGCCAAGAGUCUAGAGCAAGGAAAGCGGAACGAGAUGCAAAGUCCUGAGGAGGCACUGAAGGACCUGGAGAUCUUGGAGAGCUGCUUGAAGAGUGGUGAGCAAGGUGGUAAGCCGAUUGAUGUUAAGCAGUAG